Rubroshorea leprosula is the source of this 956-nucleotide messenger RNA. The record is from the annotation of a GenBank genome assembly. NCBI's taxonomy places the organism in Eukaryota, Viridiplantae, Streptophyta, Magnoliopsida, Malvales, Dipterocarpaceae.
CUCAAAACUCUCAAAGGCUCAAAAAGCUCUCUCCUUUUGUUCUUCUGGUUUCUUAUCCAUGGCGUCUGCGUUCGUUACUGUACCAAAGGCCUUCACUUUGAGCAAACCAAGCGUCCCUUCAGUCUCCACUCAGAGACUAUUCGGGUCGCCACGAAAUUCUCUGAGAAUCAAUGCAGUUGCCAGGAAAUGGGAACCCACAAAGGUUGUUCCCCAAGCUGACAGGGUUCUUAUCCGUCUUGAACAAUUACCCGAGAAAUCCCCAGGUGGAGUUUUGCUGCCAAAAUCAGCUGUUAAGUAUGAGAGGCAUCUAAUCGGAGAGAUUCUUUCUGUUGGUUCUGAGGUUGGACAUGUGGAGCCUGGGACCAAGGUUAUUUUCUCAGAUAUAAAUGCUUAUGAGGUUGAUCUGGGAACAGACACCAAGCACUGUUUCUGUAAAGAGAGUGACUUGUUGGCUACGGUUGAAUGAUCAGCAUUUUGUCAAGAUUUAGGAAAAGGCUCUACUCUACCUGAUUGAGAGUAACAUCUUGUAACUGAGUUGGUUUCCUUUACAAUACAUUUUCAAGGGGAAAAAGUAACAACAGUUAUUGUUGUAUUCUAUAAUAAUACUUGCAAAUUAUUGAUAUCUAGUAGUAAUGAUAUUGGCAUUCGUGCAGUGAUCUUUUACAUUUUGUCCAUUGUUUUCAAUUUUAAGAUUGGCACUAACAUUACUUUGAAAAAAAGGGAAAUGUGUACAUGCGACUGCAAGAACUUUUCCUACAUGAAAGUUGGUGUUCGAAACAAAACAAACAUAAAAAACAGUUAAGUCCUAAAAGGCGUAAUUCUAUCAUCCCUUCUUUGCGCUCUGGAGAAUACCAAGCAACAACCUUCCCAGAGCGUGCCUCAAAGAGUAACUUAGGCUGUAUAUCAGAUCCUCUACAAAUUGGGCUACCAAUGAUGAACAAAGCAGAAACUUUGAA